Messenger RNA from Penicillium paradoxum, 696 nucleotides. RefSeq lists its product as uncharacterized. The record is from RefSeq and is a predicted model, not a curated record. Bases 1 to 696 code for a protein of 231 amino acids. The transcript is spliced from 2 exons. NCBI's taxonomy places the organism in Eukaryota, Fungi, Ascomycota, Eurotiomycetes, Eurotiales, Aspergillaceae.
AUGUCUGCCACCUAUUACUCCAAUGCGAGGUUAUCACAGUCAUACUCCAAACCUCGCAAAAUCCUACGCUCGCCGGAUCGCAAUAUCGCUUUUCGAAAUCAAUACAUCGCCUGCACAAAGACAACCCUGGUACUCAGACCCUUCGGUAGUCCUCAGUCUGCCGUCGCAUAUAAAAUUACCGAAGAGGAUGGAUCCGUGCAAUUUACGGUGACUGGUCGCAAAUACACCGAUCGCUCGUGUCGAGAGUUCCGCGAUGCCUCGGGUCUGCCGCUCUUCGAGCUCCAUCGCAAGUGGUCAUGGACGAAUAGUUGGUCGGUUAGCUUGCCCGGGUGUGACACCGCGACGAUAGCUACUGGCACUCCGCGAUGGAACUUGGGUAAGGCCUCUUUUGGGAAUUUCAAUCUCUCGUUUGAGAAUGCGGCGGCGUGGGAGGGGAAGCGGGUUGAUGAGAAAACGCUCACUCUGCAUGUUGAGCGACACGGAUAUGCGCUGGCGCUGUUCGAUAUCGUGGAUGGGGAUAGGAAGGUCGCUGAAGUCCGGGAAAGCAUUCAUCAUAAUGAGAAGCUGGCAUUGAUGAGAGGCUCAAGGCAGGGAUAUCGGCCGGCUCUCGAUAUCAUUAUAAUGCCGGGAGUGGACAUCUCAAUGGUCGCUACGGUUGCAGUGAUUGUGUCCGAUUGGGUGUUUGGUUCCAGUUGA